AUGGGCAAGAAGCGCAAGAGACCUGGCAAAGCUGUUCGUCGGGGUCCGGCCUCGUCUCAGCCUAGUAUUACUGUAUCGCCCCAUCGUUUCAAAUCAUCUAUCGCCCUAGACACGCGACCCGGCCAAAUUACGCACCCGGUGAUCUCGCUCUACUACCGAGAGCUCCUCACCUUGCGCCAAUACCUCCUCACUCAGCUUCCCGUAUCUUCUAAGCUGCGGCGCCGGCGCAUCGCGUCUCUAGCGAACUCAACUGCCGAGCCCACGCAGUCAUUAGCCGACCUGCUCGAUUCCACGCUGGUCGGCGUCCUGAAACAAUCGACUCCGAGAGUGGACUCCGAACGCCAGCGAGACUAUCGCGCCUUCACCCAGUCCCAGUCGCGGUCCAUUCUCGUCAGCACGGACACCGGACCAACGUCGCCCCAAUCUGAGGUGGUCGACUUUGCUAUAGAGUCUCUUUUUAGAAAAGCCGGGUACCAAAGACCUGAACAUUUGCUCACGCAUGGCUUCCGUCGCCUGGCGGUUGGUCAAAAUGCCGUGGAUGUGAUUCCGGGGGUCGUGGCUCAGUUUCCGAAUCAUAAUGUUCGCAUCCUGAAGGAAGCGCCAUGGGCCGAUGUCCUGGGCCUGUUGGGUCAGAGCGGUGACGAGAUUAUGAUCCGCCUGCUGCUUGACUGUGGUAUCUUUUCUCCCAUCGAUGCGCGAAGGGGCAUCUACUUCCAGUUAAGUGGACUGCCGCUGUCAGGACUUCAGCAAAUCGGCGACUCGCAUUUCAAGAUUGAAGCCGACCAUCAAGCAGGGGCUGAAAAGGACGGUCAUGUGGUCCGGGGGAAGGCUCGAGGCCCGAACAGCAUCAUUCUACUUCGUCGCCGCAUGCUUUACAGCAGAACGACCGGUCCGGCAAAGGAAAAUGCGCCCUUUGGACUAGGGGUUACUCAUGUCUUCAACCGUUGUCCUUCACUAGACUCACAAGCACAUACAGUGCACGUGAUGAAAUACAUCUUUCCUCGAGAAUUCGGCCUCAGUAAUGUCUUCACCAUAUCAGCAGAUUCAAAGAACUGCUUUGACAUGCUUUCAAGUCACAAUUGCCGUGAAAAUGACAUAGCACGCGAUGAUGAAAAAAGAAGACAAAAGCGCUGUCAAUCCAGCGGUGAUCAGUUACGAGAGGAGCUAGGAGGAAACUUCUCGGAAAGAGUACCGAAACGACUCCGGGGAAAGGCUUUGGAGUUGGUCCGCAGGCUCCGGUUGAACCAUGCCCGGUGCUCGUAUGGUGAACUUUUGAAGUAUUAUUGUCCCCACCCUGUUGGGCCAUGGAAAUUAGAUGUCGCUACCUCUCCGGCAAAAGCGGCAGCCAAAGCCGGCGAGCCAGGGUCUUCCUUGGAUCACAGCUUGGUGACACAACUGCAAGCAAAAUCACCGCUUCCAUGUCGAGUGGCGGAAAGUCCCAGCAGUGGCCUACCUCCGCAAGAUAUUCCUAAUAACAAGAGAGAAGGGGAAGAAGAGGGCCACUCACGAGUCAAGCAGCCCAAGCUGAGCUUAACUGAUUAUGCGACCCCUGCCUCUUCCGUUUCCGCGUUCUGCCGCGCUGUUCUCCAGAAGUUGAUACCUCACACCUUCUUUGGGGACGGGCCGCACGGUAUAAGCAAUCGCAGAAUCGUACUGAAACACGUCGAUUCACUGAUCAAAAUGCGGAGAUAUGAGAGCCUCAGUCUGCAUCAAGUGUGCAAGGGACUCAAGGUCACAGAAAUUCCGUGGCUAGUCCCUCCAAAGUUCUACUCGGCUGGGGAAAAGUCCCCGAAGCUCUCUAUGUCUGAUUUCCAAAAGCGCAUUCAGCUCUUGCAUGAAUUCAUUUUCUUCAUCUUUGACUCCAUUGUGAUUCCUCUUGUCCGGGCAAACUUCUAUGUCACUGAGUCCCAAACUCACCGAUGUCACCUUUUCUACUUUCGCCAUGACGUAUGGCAGCGCCUGACAAAGCAAUCCCUCGCUGAACUGAAAGCAGCAAUGUUCGAGGAGCUUGAGCCGAGAAAGGCUAAACGUAUGUUAGCCCGGCGCUCACUUGGUUACGGCUCACUUCGCUUGCUUCCAAAAGCUACCGGCCUACGGCCUAUCUUGAACUUGCGACGCCGAGUAAUGAAAGGAACAGAUUGGCGGGGGAAAAAAUUUGCGACCAGCAUCAACUCCACUAUCACGCCCAUCUACAACAUAUUGACGUAUGAGCGACAGCAAGCGCCCGCGAAGAUGGGUGCAUCCAUAUCUUCGGUAGGAGACAUGCAUCCACGAUUAAAGGCGUUCAAGAUGCGAUUGACCCAACAGCUGCCGUUAUCGUCCGUGAAGGCCUCCGGCGAGCUACCUCGGCUUUACUUUGUCAAACUUGACAUUCAGGCUUGCUUCGACACCAUUCCGCAGCAGAAACUUCUGCAACUCGUUGAAGAGCUCGUCUCUCAUGAGACCUACCAUAUCACCAAACAUGUGGAAAUUAAUCCCCGUAGCGUCGACCCGCGGGGAAAUCCUAGUCGCAAGUUUGCAGCACGUGCAGCCCCUGUCACCAAGCAACAGCAUCUGCUAAACUAUAUCGCUAGCGGAGCUCACCCACGAAAGCCAAAUACUGUCUUUGUCGAUACUCUCAGCCAGAAGGUACAGGGCGCUGAGGAGCUGUUAGACCUUCUUGAUGAACACGUGCGCAAUAACUUGGUCAAGAUGGGCAAGGAAUUCUACCGUCAGCGCAAUGGUAUCCCACAAGGCUCUAUUCUUUCCAGUCUCCUAUGCAAUUUCUUUUACGCAGAGCUAGAACGCACCGUGCUGGGAUUUUUGCAACCUUCAGAGUCUCUACUCAUGCGACUCAUCGAUGACUUCCUUCUUAUCACCACCAAUCCCGACCAAGCAACACGAUUUCUGCAGGUCAUGCUUCGCGGUCAGCCCACAUAUGGUGUUAAGGUUAAUCCAAGAAAAAGUAUGGCGAACUUCACAGCUGCAGUCGAUGGUAUUCACGUCCCCCGGUUGGAGGGAACGUCGCUUUUCCCCUACUGUGGAUGUCUAAUUAACACACAUACGCUUGAGAUCCACCAGGAUCGCGACCGAAUGCUCGAUGGUGGGGAGUCUGCUGCCGUCAACCUCUCAAACGCUCUGACAGUCGAGACAAACCGCCUUCCAGGUCGCACGUUUACACGUAAAGUCCUGACAACAUUCCGACUGCAGAUGCAUCAGAUGUAUCUCGACGAGGCCCAUAAUUCGCGCAACACAGUGCUCGCCAACCUCUACACCAGUCUGGUCGCGUCAGCCAUGAAGAUGUACCGAUACAUGAAAUCCCUCCGCGGGCGCGCCCAUCCCGAGCCACCGAUCAUCAUCCAGACCAUUCAUGCAUUGAUCAUGCAAACGAUCAAUAUGAUACACGCUCGUCGUGCAUCUAGCACCGCGCCCUUGAAAUGCUUCGUUCAGCUGUCUCAUAUACAGUACCUGGCUGCCGCCGCCUAUCGGUUUGUGCUGAAGCGCAAGCAAACACGAUAUGCGCCGGUCCUCCGCUGGUUAGACUCGGUCGGGAAAGAGUCACGACCCACAGCAAACGGGGAAGCUGUCCGGUUGAUGCAAGUGGUGAAGCGAGGGGAUAUUCUCUUUGAAGGAUGGCGAUUCUAG
Messenger RNA from Penicillium maclennaniae, 3624 nucleotides. RefSeq names its product telomerase reverse transcriptase. Gene Ontology annotation, molecular function: telomeric repeat DNA binding; telomerase RNA binding. Lineage: Eukaryota; Fungi; Ascomycota; Eurotiomycetes; Eurotiales; Aspergillaceae. The transcript is spliced from 6 exons. Gene Ontology annotation, biological process: telomere maintenance via telomerase. Gene Ontology annotation, cellular component: telomerase catalytic core complex. The record is from RefSeq and is a predicted model, not a curated record. The coding region runs from base 1 to 3624 and encodes 1207 amino acids.